AUGGCUGCCCCGAGGUGUAAGGUGGUCUACAAAAAGAAAGAUGGCAUCAUCACCAUCACCGACGACCAGGCUUCCGUCACCUGGACCCCUCUGCCUGGCACUGGCACUCUGACCGUCUCUCUGUCCAUCUUCAACAUCACAAAUCUUCAGAAGACUCCGGACAGUGCUCCUAAGGUGAUGCUAAAGAUAUUUGUGAAGGACCCAAAUACGGGCGGCGACCCGGUGCCUUAUACUUUCCACUUCAAUUCUCCAGAUGAUCCCAGGGCCGAGGCCAAUGUGAUCAAGGACAUCUUGUCCAGGCUGAUCACUGAGGUCCGCAAUACCGAUCCUUCGGUGCCAAAGCCUGCUACUCCGGCUCCAACCAACGGCGCGCCUGUCAACGCUCCGGAUCCCAAGGCGACUGCCGCUUACCUUUUCGAUGACAACCACCUGAAACUGGACAUCGAACUGCAGCAGGCCCUGCUGAGGAAGGAUGGCGAGCUGCACAAGACCUACAUGGAUGCCAGAGCAACCAAGCCGGAUAGCAUCGGCGACGCCGCCUUCAACAACCAGUUCUGGUCCACCCGCACCAACCUUCUCCGCGCUUUCGCUAUCGACGUCAAUCAGAAGCGAGGCUCUUACAACAUCUUGCCCACUUUCAAGACCAAGACCAUACAGGAUGCCGAGACGGGCCAGGAGAGGGUGGAACUCAAUCUUCACCAGGCUGAGAUCCUCCAGAUCUUCAACCAGCAUCCAAUAGUCAAGAGGGCAUACAACGAGAACGUCCCCAAGCUGAACGACGGCGAGUUCUGGUCCAGGUUCUUCCUGUCCAGACUUUGCAAGCAGCUCAAAGGCGAGCGAGUGUCGGACACGGACAGGCGCGACCCUGUCUUUGACAAAUAUGAUGCCUCCGAGGACCGCAGUGCGUAUACGAGCAAGAUCCUAGCGGCACAUGUCCCUCACAUCAUUGAUGUCGAGGGGAACGAGGAGAACACGGGCAGUGUCAAGAGCGGCAACCGCAAGGACAUCGAGAUGCAGCCCAAGAGGAACAUACCCAUCAUCCAGGUUCUGAACGCGACCAGCGAGAAGCUCCUCUCCAAUGUGGCCCCGACAGAUGGAGGCCCAGGGGACGCGCCGGCUGCCGAGGACACAACGUGGCGGGAGCUGGCGCUCCGUGACCUGAGAGCGGACAAUGAAGAGAACAGGAUCAUUCUCAAAGUCAAGGAACAAGGCCGUUUUUUCGCAGAGCACAACCCGUCCACCUCUGUCAAUGACAUGGUUUAUGAGAAACAGGUGCCCUCGGUUGUCAUAGCGCAAGUCUCCUCGGACAUUGAUCUCUUACAGGGAGAUCCAUCUGGCGGAGUUGAUCUGCAUGGAAGCAUCGGCAUAGAUGAGGACAGCGAUAGCGAUGAUGAGACGCCCAAAAGCUCACACGUAGGAUCGCGGGCAGCAAGAAAAGCAGCGCAGAAGCAGGUGCUCACGGGAUUGGCCCAGAGCCGGGCGGAGCAGUACGGUCACAGUUCGGACGAGAACACACCUAUGGGAAUACCAAAAGACCUCAAGGACAAGUGCAAACUCACGAAUGCGACCACUAAUGAGUUUCUGAAGCAGUUCUGGAACGCAUUCCUGUCGGGAGACCCAGACCGGGCCCAAGAGCUGGGAUAUCACGUGGACUCGCUGAGGAGGUCAAUGACGCGCAUCACAGCAAUAGCGGACGAGGCUGAGCAACUGAGGAACAAGCUGAUCGAAGAGGAGAGGAAGAAGAUCAGGGAACACUACCAGAAAACUCGAAUCAAGCAACGUUUCAAGGCGGACUCGGUCGGCGGUGGCCGGGCUGCUGUCAUGACGCUACUAGGCCCGUCCAUGGCAGCUCUGGCGAAAGCGGAGAGCCUAUACAAGGCAGCACUAGAACAAGAGGGCAUCACCUUAUCAACGGAGAACGACUGA
Messenger RNA from Diaporthe citri, 1926 nucleotides. RefSeq lists its product as uncharacterized. NCBI's taxonomy places the organism in Eukaryota, Fungi, Ascomycota, Sordariomycetes, Diaporthales, Diaporthaceae. The record is from RefSeq and is a predicted model, not a curated record. Gene Ontology annotation, biological process: nucleotide-excision repair; transcription by RNA polymerase II; transcription by RNA polymerase I. The coding region runs from base 1 to 1926 and encodes 641 amino acids. The transcript has 2 exons. Gene Ontology annotation, cellular component: transcription factor TFIIH holo complex; transcription factor TFIIH core complex.